AUGUAUCCCAAUGAUUCUAGUUCGAAUUUUGGAGGAAGUUCUUGGAGGACUAAAAACUUUGAGAAUUCAUUCGAAGCCUCUACAGAGCUGAUUGGUCUGGGAAUUCAGUCGAUUUUACAGGACGAUCUGACCAGACCAUUCCAAAUUGAAGAAGAAGAAGCAUCACUAUUGCAUUUUCCAAAAGAAACUCUAAACUUGCCAUUUUACGUAUUUGGUCUUGGUUUUCGAUGGGGAUUUUUAUUCCCCAUCCGUGUAUGCUUUAUGGUAUUCUCCGUUUUGUUCCUGACGAUUUCAUCGGUGAUAUGUGUAAUUUUAAAUGCUGAAAUGAAAUAUUUCCGGUAUUGUGGAAUCACAUUUGCGAAACUCUUCAAUCUUUCCACUGGCCUAAUUGUCAAUUUUCAUGAUAAGAAAAAUCGUCCAAGAGUCCCAGGAGUGGCAGUCGCCAACCAUCUUAGCGCCAACGAUGUGAUGACCAUCUAUUCUGGGUGUGAUUAUGAUGGAGUGGGCUACACAAUCACAGGCCAGUCCCAUGGAGGAUUCGUCAAAUAUUUGUAUAAAUAUGGCGGCAAAUUGACCCCUCUUCUUUUGGUGGAUCGAGCAUGUGAUAAGAAUCGAAACGCUCUACUUCAGGCGAUUGUUGAGCAUUCUAAGAAAACUGAAAAGGAUACUUAUCCAGUGCUUUUGUUCCCAGAAGGAUAUUGCUCAAACAACAAAGCAGUAUUACAAUUUAGGAAAGCGAUUUUUAAUGGGGAAACGGCAAUUUAUCCGAUCGCGAUGAAACAAAAUUCCAGAUUCGGUGACGCCUUCUGGGCCGAAGACACCUUCAUUCCUUACCUCAUCCGAAUCAUGACUUCCUGGUGUUCCAUCAUUGACAUGUAUUAUUUGCCAGCCAUGUACAAAGAGUCAUCAGAAAACGAAGAACAGUUUGCCAAACGUGUUCAGUGCGCGAUUGCAGCGAAAUUGUCAGUGGAUGCGUUGCCAUUUGAUGGAAAGCUGAAAACUACUCUAUCCAUCCUAUCCGUCAUUAUGAUUUUUGCGACAUUCCCAUUUUUCUAUGCCUAUUUUGCUAAGAAUUCUGCUGUCAAUGUGUUCAACUUUGUCAAUGAAGUUGAAUAUUUCGAGCCGAAACGAGAGCGGCUUUUGGAUAUUUCGCAAUGUCAAGCGAAACCGGAGAGAAGUUUUUUAUUGGAGUGA
Messenger RNA from Caenorhabditis briggsae, 1194 nucleotides. Gene Ontology annotation, molecular function: glycerol-3-phosphate O-acyltransferase activity. The record is from RefSeq and is a predicted model, not a curated record. Gene Ontology annotation, cellular component: endoplasmic reticulum. Gene Ontology annotation, biological process: triglyceride biosynthetic process. The coding region runs from base 1 to 1194 and encodes 397 amino acids. Lineage: Eukaryota; Metazoa; Nematoda; Chromadorea; Rhabditida; Rhabditidae. The transcript is spliced from 9 exons.